Messenger RNA from Chlamydomonas reinhardtii, 2204 nucleotides. RefSeq lists its product as uncharacterized. The transcript has 10 exons. Lineage: Eukaryota; Viridiplantae; Chlorophyta; Chlorophyceae; Chlamydomonadales; Chlamydomonadaceae. The coding region runs from base 131 to 1555 and encodes 474 amino acids. The record is from RefSeq and is a predicted model, not a curated record.
GUUUGAAGCUGUAAUACAUAUAAAGUAUCGUUCGCGGGCAAAGACCGAGUAUCUUCUCGAACCUCGGUUGAAAAGGACGUAACUGGAGGCCUUCCUCCGUGUUCGCUGUAUCUAAGUGUAUUCCGAAAUUAUGCUACUCCAUAGUACGCGCCAAACGGCGCUGCAUCGGGGCGGCCACCAAAUUCCCGCGCCUGAGGCCUUCCGCGCACCCAAAGCAGCCCGCAGCUCCAAGUCUUCAUCAGGCUGUCUUAAUGCACGUCUUCGGGGAUCCCGGGGCUCGUCGGCUGUUCACUCAGCCGCGGGAGAGCAAAUCGACGUAGUCGGCCUUGGGAACCUUUGCGUCGACGCUGUGUUGCCGCUGCCGGAGCUGCCGCCUCCGGAUAAGGAGCUGCGGCGCCAACUGCUUGGCACACUCACCGCAUCGCCGCCGCCCCGCUCCUCAUGGGAGGUGGGCGGCAACUGCAACUUCAUGGUGGCUGCGGCGCGGCUGGGGCUUGCUACGGCCAGUGUGGGCCACAUCGGCACAGACAUUUACGGCAACUUUAUGGACGAGGUGCUGCGGGAAGAGGGCGUGCAGGCCACCACCCGCAUCGCCCCCACCUCCACCAGCAGUAGCGGCAACGGCACCAGCAACGGCAACGGACACGGCGCCAGCAAGGGCAACGGCAGCAGCGCCCCGGCUAUAGGCGGCGGCAGUCUGGACAGCACCCUAAUCUGCUUUGUGCUGGUGGACCCGCAGUCGCGACACGCCUUCUGUAGCCGCUACGACUUCGGGCCCUGGCCGCUGCUGGACGGGAUAAGCGAGCUGCCGGAGCGGGCGCAGGCGGUGCUGCGCUCCUCUCGCGCCAUCUUCACCAACGGCUUCAUCUUUGACGAGCUGCCGCUGCAGGCGGUGCAGGCGUGUGUGCUGGACGCCAUCAGCCAGGGGGCAGCCAUCUUUUUCGAUCCAGGCCCGCGCUGCCAGACCAUGCUUGAGGGCCCCCGGCGUGCGGCGCUGGACCUGCUGCUGGACCUGAGCUGCGUGGUGCUCAUGACCGAGGAGGAGGCGCACGUGGUGACGGGGCUGCAGGACGCGGAGGAGGCCGCCAAGUGGGUGCUGGCCCGGCCCAACGCACGAGCACAGUGGGUGGUGGUGAAGAUGGGCGCCAACGGUGCGGUGCUGUGCACGCGAGGCGACGCGGGCAGUCACACGGGGUCGGCGGCCGCGCCCACCACCACGUACAUGGGCGCUGUCAAGGUGGAUGUGGUGGACACGGUGGGCUGCGGCGACUCGUUCGCGGCCGCCAUCGUGAUGGGCUUCAUCAACGGCUGGGCGCCGGACGUCACACUGGGACUGGCCAACGCGGUGGGCGGCGCGACCGCCACGGGCCGGGGCGCGGGACGCAACGUGGCGCGGCCGGAGACUGUGCUGCGGCUGCUGGGCGAGGGCGCAGCGGGCGGCGUCAAUGCAGAGCAGCGGGCGGCGUUUGCCCAGGCCAAGGGUCUGCUGCUGCAGCAGCUGGCCAAGGCGCAGGGGCGCGGGCUGGCUCAGGGACAGCUGAGCGCGGCGGCGUGAGGGGUGUGGAGGUGGAGAAGCGUGACUGUGUUAUGUGCUGUAGGUGUUGUAGGUUUUCGCACAAAAGCUUGAGGAAGAUGUGUGCGCGCACGCGCAUCAUGGUGGCGAGGGCCCACACCAAGCACGGUACAGUGGCAAGUGAGCGCACACGUGCCGCGGGAACUCAACGGACGACCGCUUGGUGUGGCUCUGUUGGCGCCGUGCUACAAUAGAAUGCAUGGGUGGUUCUUACACUUUGCGGUCAUGGGCUGUGUCAUUAAUUGUGUGGUUCUCAGCUGCUGUAGUUGGAAAUUGGCGGUGGAAUGAGGGUUGAGCGCGAGAGGCACGUCCAAUGUCGUGCAUUCCUAAGGCGCUGUGGACGUCAGCGAACAAUGUGGAUUGGAUGCCUGGACUCUGGAGAAGACUGGAGGGGCGUGCAGAGGGCUGUAUGGGAUAACUCGGGCAAUCAGGGGCACGUCUGUGGGCAAUACGGUGGUUAUUGCAGUGAGCAUGUGCCGUAAGGCUUCCAUUGGCUUGUAAUCCUACCUGGACAAUUGGGCGAAGCCGUCACCAGCCUGCCACACCGCCUGCCACACCGCGUCUCAACACCCAACAAUUGCAUGAUAACCGGAGGCCCGGGCCGGGGUGACCCUUGUAAAGCAAAUGAUAA